AUGGCGUUUGCUCUCACCGUUCUCUUCCUUGGGCGUGAAUUUCCCAAACCCACCGUCUGGGUGAGCCCCAGCAGGGUGGUGGCGCUCGGGGGAAGCAUCACCAUCCGCUGUGAGGGUUUGUACCCGGACAUGGAGUUUUUUCUGCGUAAAGCUGGACACCUGAACCUGCAGGCGCAGUCGGUGCCUGAUGGGACCGUGGCUGAAUUUCCCAUCCCCAGUGUCAGCCGGGAAGAUGGAGGGAGCUACACCUGCGACUAUCGCGCCAUAACGGAUCAGAAUCGCUGGUCGUAUCCCAGCGACCCCGUCAGGAUCAUUGUAGGAGAGCCCAGCUGCCCCAAACCCAACAUCGCCCUGAGACCCAGCGGGGGGGUCUCCCUGGGGGGAGCUGUGACCGUCUGGUGUCGGGGGCAGCGCUGGGGCGUGCGAUUCGUGCUGAAUAAAGAGGGACGCCAUUUCCCAUCUGUGGAUUUGGACGGGUUUGGGGCUGUGUUCCCCAUCAGCAACGUGAGCCGGGAGCACAGCGGGAGCUACAGCUGCUCCUAUCACAGCCGAUCGGAGCCGUUCGCCGUGUCGUACCCCAGCGACCCCGUGGAGCUGGUGGUGAGAGAGGGCUCCCUCCCCAAACCCUCCAUCUCCGUCAGCCCCGGUGGGGUGAUCCCCGUGGGGGGAAAUGUCAUCAUCCGGUGUCGGCAUCAGCGCCUGGGCCUGAGGUUCCUCCUCUACAAGGAUGGAGACGGGAACCAUCUGACUUACACAGACCCUGCUGGCUCUGAGGCUGAAUUUCUCAUCACCAGCGCCAGACGGGAACAGAGCGGAAACUACACCUGUCGUUAUAGCAACAGAACAGGACCAGCUGCCUACUCGGAGCCCAGCGCCCCUGUGCAGAUCAUUGUAGCAGGUGGAUCGGAAUCGCCGGCAACUCCAGUUCUGACCAACCCCAUCAUCGCCGGGGUGAGUGCGGCAGCUGCUGGCUUCCUCCUCCCCGUGGCCUUCGUCUGCUUCAGAAUAACCCGAGCCAGAAAAGGAGCCGCACAGAGACCGAGCAGCCCUUUGGGGGUGUUGAAGGCCCCGGAUCAGCAAGACCCCGUCUACUCCUCCAUCGACGAAGGGAAACAGCCGCCGACCCUGGAGCCUGACCCUGGUGCCGAGGGACUCACCUACGCCGAGUUGGACCACCAGGUGCUGCAGGCCAAGCAGGGGGCCCCAGCCCCUGCCCCCGAGCCCAUCCUGUACACCGCCAUCAACUACCUCACUACCCUGGAUCUUACCAAAGGCUACUGGCAGGUGCCUUUGGACCCGGAGGCCAGGGCGAAGUCUGCCUUCACCACCCCAGUAGGGCUCUUCGAGUUCCUGGUCCUGCCUUUCGGCCUCAAGGGGGCACCUGCCACCUUCCAGCGCCUGGUGGAUCAGUUGCUAAGGGGGAUGGAGGACUUUGCUCUGGCGUAUAUUGAGGGGGCCCACGGCGAGAAACAGGCGUGCUAA
This is a messenger RNA of Emys orbicularis (European pond turtle), 1482 nucleotides long. Its product is annotated as killer cell immunoglobulin-like receptor 3DL1. The record is from RefSeq and is a predicted model, not a curated record. Bases 1 to 1482 code for a protein of 493 amino acids. The transcript is spliced from 10 exons. Lineage: Eukaryota; Metazoa; Chordata; Testudines; Emydidae.